AGCUGAGCUGUAAGCCUGAGUUUUACCCUGCAGAAGACAGCAGCAAGUGCUUCUGUGCUUUUUUUUUUUCCUUUUUUUUUUUUUUUUUUUUAUGUUUUUAACUCAUACCAAAGGUGUUUGGAAGGGCAGCCCUGCAGGCACAGAAAUCAUCUCUCCGUGCAAGAUGUGCUGUGGCAGUGAGGGGGGCAGCUCACCUGAAAGGAGGAAACCAACGGGUCACUCCUGUGGUCCAAGCAGUGAAAAAAAUAAAAGAUAAGAGAAAGAGCAAUGACAAAAAAAUCCACCUCCUCCCUAAAGGCGUAAGCUGAAAAAUAUGGCAACAACUAUAUUUUUUGCAACAGCCCCUCUUAAAAAAUCCUGUAAUGAUUCAUAAUGACCCAUCCAACUAAAAAGAGGAGUACCGGUGACCUACCUGUCAGCUUUUAGCAUCCUGCUAACAAGCUUAAAAGCACCGGUAAGGAGUAGAGUUUAGCCACAACCAGCUUGAAGGAGGAAAAUAGGAUCUUGCUUUUAGGGGAACGGUUGUCCCUGCGGAAGGAAGGCAAAUGAAGAUCAUCCGCUGGCUGUACCUCUCCGGGCUGGUGUUUGCCGUGCUGAUUCCGGCAGGGUGGCAGAUGGGUCUCAAGGACCUGGCCAACGCAUCCAGAUGGCACUCGUACAAACCCCAGAGUGCCCACAGCUUCCCGUCCAACACCAAGCGGCACUCAGAAGGCACCUUCACCAGCGACUUCACUCGCUACCUGGACAAGAUGAAGGCCAAGGACUUCGUGCACUGGCUCAUCAACACCAAGCGCUACAGCUCCACGAAGAGGUACCUGAAAGAAGAGCCCCACAGCAUCCCCUUCCCGGCCACUGUCCUGCCAGCAGCGUACAAUUAAGCAGCAAACCAAGGCUUCCCAGCAGCAUCACCCUGUGCUUCGUUUCCCAGCCACCUCCCAGGAGCCUGCACCCUCCACCACUGCCGCUCAGCUUUCCCUUCCAACCUCUUCCCCACCUGUGUUUUUUCUGUACCUCUUUCUGCAGCGCUGCAGGUCCUGCAGCUUUCCCCAGCUUGCAAUAAAACCCUUGCUAAAACUGUUUUCUGAUGUCUCCAGCCCGUUCAAGCACCCCAUGGGGA
Anas platyrhynchos (mallard) is the source of this 1117-nucleotide messenger RNA. RefSeq names its product exendin-3-like. Gene Ontology annotation, molecular function: glucagon receptor binding; hormone activity. Gene Ontology annotation, biological process: adenylate cyclase-modulating G protein-coupled receptor signaling pathway; negative regulation of apoptotic process; positive regulation of insulin secretion involved in cellular response to glucose stimulus. Gene Ontology annotation, cellular component: extracellular region. The record is from RefSeq and is a predicted model, not a curated record. Lineage: Eukaryota; Metazoa; Chordata; Aves; Anseriformes; Anatidae.